CCCCCCUUCGAUGGGUGGAACGAGUACUGAGUCAAGUGAAUGGUUCAGUAUAGAACUUGCCUGUCGACGUCGCAGUACGGUCGACAGUCUCAGCAGUCAGUGGGACGGGUUGCGAUAAUCCAUUCCAUCGCACAUAGCUCUACAACGUACACAACAAUGGCAAUGGCACAGCUGCUACAGAAUUGAUCUGAAAAGUGCCCGCCUGAGAAGCUGUUUGUAUAUCCCGAGUGUGUUUUGUGCGGUUUAAUAGUGUUUUUUCUCUCGACAAUCCAGUCACGAACGGGCCACUACGUGUGCGCAUCUGUAAAUGAUAAUAAUUGGCGACGAAGUUUCAGGAGUUUGCUAGAUUUGCCAAAGAAAACUGAAAUCAGUUCCAGUUCCAGCUGAUCAAUUCAGCACGCUACGGGGCUUCUGUACUGAGACGGCGGCUCUUAUCACCGUAGUAGUAGGCUGGUCAUCGUUUCUGCACAGGUGCUCAGAUUAACUGAAAUCCACAGGAAGAUGCACAUGCACAUGUCAUUCUGGUGGGGCGCCGAUGUGGGAGAUGUGUUCUUCAAGGGGCUCACGGUGAGCACGACCGAAACGAUGGUGGCCCUCUGCCUAACCCUCACGGUGCUGUCGAUCGUGUACGAAGGACUGAAGGUCCACGGUGCCAAGGCACGUGCCCGAGCUGCUCGGGAGCGCCAGCGGUCCGCAUCCUGUCCACCGAGCGAAAGCGCCACACUCCUCUCGCUGGAAACCGCCCCCGGCAUUAUCCGUCCUCUGUCGCGCCGUUUCUGUGCCUUCUUCGCCGAGGCCACCAUCUUCCUGUUUCACAACAUGCUCGGCUACGCGCUGAUGCUCACGGUGAUGAUCUACAACGGGUACCUGUUCGUGGCCGUGGUCGGCGGAAUGGCACUGGGCUACUUCUUCUUCGGGCACCUCUCGAUGAAGGUCAACAUGGAGAACUUCCAGGCCCGGCAAACGAACGUAAUUUGCACGGCCCGCUGCAUGCAGACAGCCGAGACCUGUGCCAUGAGUCACUUGGCAUCCUGUCCUUCCUCUCGUCCCCACCUGAAUCGCACCAAUUACCAAACUCUCUGCUCCUGAAUCGUGUAGAUUCGUCCCCCUUCGUAGUGUAGUAUUCAGUGAACCCGUCGUCCUCGUCCAGUCUGGAACAUCACCAUCACCAACUUCUGCGAACGAACGAGCUCAACGUUGACGGGACGGCACCAUCGACUUCGGUCGAAAUCCAUUCGUGCCAUUAAAGCGGAUAAAAAAAAAACAACUAAAAGCACAAACCGUAUUGAGAGUAGCAA
This is a messenger RNA of Ochlerotatus camptorhynchus, 1298 nucleotides long. RefSeq lists its product as uncharacterized. Gene Ontology annotation, biological process: copper ion transmembrane transport. The transcript is spliced from 6 exons. Gene Ontology annotation, molecular function: copper ion transmembrane transporter activity. The record is from RefSeq and is a predicted model, not a curated record. NCBI's taxonomy places the organism in Eukaryota, Metazoa, Arthropoda, Insecta, Diptera, Culicidae. Gene Ontology annotation, cellular component: plasma membrane. The coding region runs from base 502 to 1089 and encodes 195 amino acids.